AUGGCGGCCGACUCCAUCCGUGGGGUCAGCCGCCGAAAUGCGCCUGGUUCUGGAUUUACAGCGACAGGAAGCAACAGAGAGGACGACCCCAGACAAAAACGGGGAGAGAGGAAGCAGACACCACCUGUCCUCCUGCACACCCACAUCCUGGUAGCCAGGCGGGUUCCCAUAUGGCCCUGGGUGCUGCUGAUGAGCCUGACUCAGGGCCAGGAAACAGGGGCAGCUGUCCAGGGCCUGCUGCUGAGUCACCAACUUCCCGUCCGCACCCCUCCCAACUGCAGGUGUGCGGCUCUCCGAGUUCUCCGAGUGACCCCAGGCUUGUUUCAAGCCCAUCUCCCUGGGAGACGACAGCUUUCCACGAGGGACUGUGCCACCAGCGCUGCAGGCCGCGUGCCACACAGCACACGUUCCAGUGCUGGGGAGUGGCAAAACAGGUCGCUGGGCACAGGGAGCCGGGAACGCCUGUCCUCCCCACCAUCGACGGCUCUCGAGGCCAGAGCCUUCGCUCCAGCCCCAGCACAAGCCAGCCAGGGCGCAGGGCCAGGUGCUGCCCGCCAUUCCCCGGGUGCCCCAGGACCUCCCAGCUGGGGCUGGCUCGGACUGAUGGAUCGUCCCUGCCGGUUACCCUCUGGGGUCUCCAGGGCCGCGGAGUUCAGCCGGCUCUUGCAGCGGUGGGGGCUGGGAAGAGAAGCUGCAGGGAGCCCCCAGGCACGGGACGUUGUGGGGGGUCGUCAGGCCUGCUCUGGGGCUAGGACCCCGGGGGGAGUAGUGGGGGUUGGCGCUCUCCACAGCGGUGACCUGGGCCGCGGGUCUCGGGGCUCUCACGCGGGGCGAUGGGGCUCUGUCUUUCGGGGUUGGGGUCUCUUCCGCCGGGUUUGGGGUUCUCUCUGCGGAUCUGGGGAGUCUCUCCCGCGGGAUGAGGGGGGCUGUCCGCCGCUCCCGCCUGUGAUGGCCCAGAGGACCCGAGCUCCGGCCAAGGAAAAACGAGGCUGGACCCUGAACAGCGCGGGCUACCUGCUGGGCCCACAUGCUGUUGGCAACCACAGGUCAUUCAGCGACAAGAAUGGCCUCACCAGCAAGCGGGAGCUGCAGCCGCAAGACGACGUGAAACCAGGAAGCUUUGACAGGUCCAUGCCUGAGAACAAUAUCAUGCGCACAAUCAUUGAGUUUCUGUCUUUCUUGCAUCUCAAAGAGGCUGGGGCCUUCGACCGCCUCCCGGAUCUCCCCGCCGCAGCCUCCUCAGAAGACAUCGAGCGGUCCUGAGUGCCUCCUGGGCGUCUUUGUCUGUGUGUUGCAAUCUAAAGUCAAACCUUAAGAUGAUGGAUAAUCUUAGGCCAAUUUACACAGAGUCGGCUCUUCUUGUUCUCUUUGCCUUGAUGUUGUGUUGUCACAAUUUAAGAAUUUUUUUUUUUGGUAAUUAUUUUAUUUUGAGUGACAAAAUAAAGAAUAGCAAUUA
Molecule: messenger RNA, 1456 nt
Organism: Mandrillus leucophaeus (drill)
Lineage: Eukaryota; Metazoa; Chordata; Mammalia; Primates; Cercopithecidae
Gene: GAL
Product: galanin/GMAP prepropeptide
Exons: 8
Coding region: 1-1263 (420 amino acids)
Cellular component (GO): extracellular region
Molecular function (GO): hormone activity
Source: RefSeq, a predicted model, not a curated record